Molecule: messenger RNA, 1389 nt
Organism: Planococcus citri (citrus mealybug)
Lineage: Eukaryota; Metazoa; Arthropoda; Insecta; Hemiptera; Pseudococcidae
Product: GTP cyclohydrolase-2-like
Exons: 2
Coding region: 146-862 (238 amino acids)
Biological process (GO): riboflavin biosynthetic process
Cellular component (GO): cytosol
Molecular function (GO): 3,4-dihydroxy-2-butanone-4-phosphate synthase activity; GTP cyclohydrolase II activity
Source: RefSeq, a predicted model, not a curated record
UCGAACAUGGUGUAACGAUGUUAUCUAGUACAUCUUUACGAAAAGAAUCAAUUAUCGAGCCCAUUACUCUCGCGUUAGUGAGGUUUGUUGAUCUGAAUAUCAGUGGUGAAAAUUCAGUGGCCCAAAUGUAUUCGGGAAUUGGUGCAUGUUCGGUGUUCACGACGUAUUAAUGACUGGAAUCUGUUUUUGCAAAUUUCAUUUCCGGAUAUUUUAUAGUUCGCUGCUCAUUUCAAGAAUAAUCAUCGCGAUGAAUGAAAAUCUAAAACUCAGACGUAUGGCUGAGGCAAAGCUUCCGACCGAAUUUGGCCACUGUUUGAUCGUCGGUUUCGAAGAAAUCUCCAGUGGACGUGAUCAUAUCGCUUUAGUCUACGGUGACAUCACCACUCCUGAUCCUGUGUUAUCCCGAAUACACUCAGAAUGCCUUACCGGAGACACCCUUUUCAGCUUGAAAUGUGACUGCGGCCAUCAACUAGGUGCAACUUUGUCCCAAAUUGGUCAAGAAGGUAGAGGUGUUUUGCUGUAUCAUCGUCAAGAAGGUCGUGGUAUAGGACUUGUGAAUAAAAUACGAGCUUACGCUUUACAAGAUAAAGGUCUGGAUACUGUAGAGGCUAAUUUACAGUUGGGAUUCAAACCUGACGAGCGAGAUUUCACAUUGUGUGCUGAUAUGUAUAAAUUAUUGGGCGUUAGAGCCGUUCGCUUGAUUACUAAUAAUCCGCUAAAAGUUGAUAUCUUGAAGAAGGCAGGAAUCAAUGUGGUUGAACGAGUUCCCAUCGAAGUUGGUCGUAAUGGUAACAACGAUCGAUAUCUUAAAGUUAAAGCUGAAAAAUUGGGACAUUUGUUCAAAAAUUGUAACGAAAAAUGAUACAAUACGUGAAGAAUGACGAUAUUUCUGUGGUUGACAUCUCGAAAGGAACAGUCAAAAGGUAAAAUUAUGGAAGCUAGGAAUUAUCGGAAAGAGAAUAUGGAUACUAGAGUGUGCCUUAUUUAUGCAUGAUGGGAAAUUUUUUUUCCACGUCCCACCCUUUAGAAAAAAUUAUUUUAUUUUAUUUUUUUUGAAAAGAAGUUACGUAUUUACAGACACUCUGAAAGUAGAUAGAAAAACUAGAUAAUUUGUUUAAUUUUUUAUUUUGACGCAGAAACAAUAAGGCACACCCUAAGUACUUUUUUGGGUGAUUAAUGAGAGCAGAUUUGCAUAUUUUUAGAGAAAUCGUUCACCUUUGCUGCAGAUACCAGUGUGAUUCCCUGUUGGCGAAAUUUCACUUCUGAUUUUCUUCUGUGAUUCGAUGAUUAUUUUUUUUUCAUUUUUUUACCAUCGUGUUAUAUUUUUAUGUAAGUACCUAAUCAAUGCAUUGAAAUUUUUAAAAAAUAAAACGUCUUUUUUUGUAAUUA